AUGAUAGAUAUAAAUGAAUAUAUAAAAAAAAAUACAAUUAAUAAAGAAACAAAACAUAAUAAAAAUAGAAAAGUUAAUGGAGUAGAAGUUGAAGUUACUGAACAAGAAUUAAUGCUCUUGUUUACAAGAUUUUUAAAAGUCUGUGAAAAAAUAGAUGAUAGCAAGUUCAAAACUGCCUUAACUUCAAUAACUGGUAUUGAUGAAAUAAGCAGUAAUGAAAAUACCGACAAAGUAGAAUAUACUUGGAAUUACCAAUAUGUGGAUGAAGCAAGUAUUAAAAAAGGUGAACCGGAUGGAACUAAAUUUACUUUUGAAAGUGCUUAUAGUAAUACUUUCGGAGAUGAUGUUUUAAAGAAGGACAUAGAAGUUAAGAUACUUCCUAAAGGUGAGGAAUUAACUACUGCGCAAUUAGAGGAGUAUGGAAUUAAAGUAGCUGAUCCUAGCAAAACAACACUUUACUUAUCCGAAAAUGAUAUUAGUAAAGUAAAGAAAAUAACGGUUAAAGAUUUUAAAGAAUGGGUGGAGUUAUUAAUUAGUUUCUUACCUGGCGAUGAUAUUCGUAAAAAGUUUGCUGGUGGGUUAAAUAAUGAUAUUUACACCGAAUUAUUAACUAGUGAUGAUGUAAACAGUUCCAGCAAAAGUAUCGCCGAACUAAAAAAGGAAGUUGCUGAUAAAACUAGUGAAAUUCAAAAGAGACAAAAGGAAUUAAAUGGUUAUACUGAUAAAAUAAUUGCCAAAAAAAAGAAGUUUUUAACCGAUAACAAGUUUGAUAAGUUAGAUAAGGUUAGUGAUACUGAAGACAAUCGCAAGACUGAACAAGAAAUAAAGGAUUUAAUCGAUACUUAUAGAUUAGAAACUGGCGAAAGUGAUGAUGGUGGGAAGCCAAAUCCUCAAAUACUCGGUUUUAUUUUGUCAGGAAAGAAAACUAUUUGGGAUAUUAAUAGUCAUUAUUUCCAUGAUAGAACUGAUAUUAAAUUACCUACACUAAACAAAGAUUUAGAUGAUACUGUUAUUACUGAUAACUUUAAAACUAAAUGGGAAGCUAUUGGAACUGCAACCAAGAAACCAUUUGAAAAACGAACUGAUUUAGAGACUUACCUAAAAGGGUUAAUGGAUAAACCUAAUACUCAAGAAGCAAAAAUUAAAGAUGAUUUUGAAAAUGUCUUAAAAGCUACUGAUAGCAAAACAGCAGGAACUAAGAUUAAUAACUUAAAAGUUUUAAUGGCUGAGGAACCGAAAAAGUUGAAAGAUGAUGAAAAUGAUGCUAAAAGUAAAGUCCAAUUUAAGAGACAGUUAGCCGUUGCCAAAGGUAAGAAAACUUCGGAUACUGUUAAAGAGUUGACCGAUACUGAAUUAUUGGAAGCAUUAUACGAAUUAAAAGAAGGAACUUUAUCGGUUGACACCACUAAGAAAUAUAAUGCCGAUCUAACUGAAAUAACUACUGAUGGAGUUGAGGGGGAAGAAGAAGUAGUAGAAACUGAAACUAAUGAUAAAGAAACUGAUGAAUAUAAAGAAGAAUUAGAAAAACACGAGGCUGAACACGAAAAGGAUUCAGAAAAAGCUUGGGAAGAUCCGCAAGAAAAAUAUGUCUGUCCUAAAUUAGAACAGCAUUGGCAAGAUUAUAAUCAGUUGGAAAGAAAUGUGGAGUUAUGUAUCGAACUUUUGCAGCCAAAAGGCGAAUUAUUUGACCCCUGCUGUGGUUUAGGAAGUUUUUUACUCAAAGCCAAAAGUAAAGAUGAAACGCUAAGAAUUAGUGGGAAUGAUAUUGCCAAAGACUUAGGGGAAUUACCUUUUGAAUUCACUAAUUCUGACUAUCUAAAUAAGAAAAUUAUUAAAAACACAAGGAAAAAGGCUCUAAUAAUCUUACCAAGUGGAGUAAAUUCGGGCUUAAAUAAGAAAAUCACUGAAAAAAGAAUAGAGAUUAUAAAUAGUGGAGUCCUAGAACUAGUUUGUCAAUUACCCGGAACUUUUGAAAAAAUAAAAGGAUGUGAUUAUCUUUUGCUAGUCGGUAUUUAUGAUAGCAAAGAUGAUGAACCAAAAAAAACUCCGGAAGAAAUAAAACAAGAGAUCAAAAGUGAUUUACUAUUUGCGAAAUAUAAAGACAGUCAAAUUAAAAUCAAAGACCAUUUUAAAUUAGUGCGAGGUAAAACCCCACCCACUAAAAAUCCCGAAUAUUAUGAAAAUGGAACUCUGUUUUGGUUAGAUGGUGGGAGCCUAAAUGGGGUUUAUUUUCUUACUGAUGAAGCCAAACCUAGCAAAUUUAUUACUGAAAAAGCGAAAGUAGAAUGUCGACUUCCUGUUUUAGAACCUAAUAGCAUUAUAUUUUCUAAUGUUAACACUUACCCUAACAAAAUUUGCUUAGUUAAAACUUCUAAACCAACCUUUUUUAGCAAUCAUAUUUGA
Messenger RNA from Entrophospora candida, 2403 nucleotides. The record is from the annotation of a GenBank genome assembly. NCBI's taxonomy places the organism in Eukaryota, Fungi, Glomeromycota, Glomeromycetes, Entrophosporales, Entrophosporaceae.